GUGUGACUGCGCAUGCGUCGCGCCGCAGACUGCGAGCCCGGCUUGAAUCGAGGAGGAAGCGCAGCUUAUUUGGCCUCAAUUGCUUCUGUGUCUGAGUGAGGACGAAUGAACCACCGUGCACCUGACGUAUUCUCUCAUCGGGACGGAAAACCGGACAGAACCGCGCGGCCGUGUGUUUCUGGAGUGUUUCAACACAAAGCCUCAAUGGAGUCUGAUGGGAGGAGAGAGCAGCUGAAGACUGACCUCAAACACUGAGACGGUCUCAACGAGGAUCCGAGCUUUCCCACUAUGGAUCCCAAGAGAUUGGUGUCUUUCUGGAUUGCAUGUAUAUGCUUCUUGUUGGAAUGUCGAGCGGACAAAUCCAAUCCUGUAAGCCCAGACCCCUUACCAUCGGACAACAGUGUCUCAGAGUUUUGCCGCAUUGACGAGCUGCUCUGCCAGGAUGAGAUCGCCAUCCUCAGUUUUGAGGCCAUCCGCAGCAUUCACAAGCAAAUGGACGACGAUGCCAACGGCAAUGUGGAUGUUUCGGAAACCGAUGGGUUUUUAAGAGAGGACCUCAACUACCAUGACCCCAAAGCCAAGCACAACAGUUUCCACGGUGACGACCAGCUCAUAAGCGUGGAAGACCUGUGGAAUGCCUGGAAGAGUUCAGAAGUGUAUAACUGGACCGGUGAUAAGGUUGUGGAGUGGCUUACUGACUAUGUCGAGCUGUCACAAUAUGAAGAAGCCUUCCGGAAGUUUAAUUUCAAUGGUACAUCCAUGCCCCGAUUGGCGGUAAAGAAUGUUACUUUGACACAGACCGUCCUGAAGAUUCUGGACCGGAGUCACUUUCAGAAACUGCAGCUCAAGGCUCUGGAUACCGUUCUGUUUGGAGCUCCUAUGAUGAACAGACAUAACCAUCUGAAGGACUUCAUGCUGGUGGUGUCAAUAGUCAUCGGAAUGGGAGGCUGCUGGUUCGCUUACAUCCAGAACCGCAGUUCUAAAGACCACAUGAAGAAGAUGAUGAAAGACCUGGACAGCCUCCAACGGGCAGAGCAGAGCCUUCACGACCUACAGCAGAAGCUACAGAUUGCUCAGGAGGAGCAUCGUUCAGUGGAGGUGGAGAAGGUGAAUCUGGAGCAGAAGCUGAGGGACGAGAUCAACGCUGCCAAACAAGAAGCGCAGAGACUGAAGGAGCUCCGAGAGGGAACUGGGAACGAGUUGAGCCGACAGAAAUACGCAGAGGAGGAACUGGAGCAGGUGCGUAUGGCUCUGAAGAAGGCAGAGAAGGAACUGGAGUCUCGCAGCAGCUGGUCUCCUCCUGAAGCCCUGCAGAAAUGGCUGCAGCUCACUCAUGAGGUGGAGGUGCAGUACUACAACAUCAAGAAACAGAACGCAGAGAGACAACUGCAGGUGGCCAAAGAGGGGGCAGAAAAAAUUAAGAAGAAGAGAAAUACUUUAUUCGGGACAUUCCACGUGGCCCAUAGUUCUUCACUGGAUGAUGUGGAUCACAAAAUACUUGCAGCCAAGCAGGCUCUGGGUGAGGUAACUGCAGCUCUGAGAGAGCGACUCCAUCGUUGGCAGCAGAUUGAGUUCCUAACAGGCUUCACGCUGGUCAAUAACCCAGGCCUGCCCUCUCUGGCCUCUGCCCUCAACCUGGACCCCAGCUUCAUGGGCGCCCGCGGCACACCCCAGCACUUCAUGUCUGAAGACAUGGAUGACAUGGAUGAGGACAUAGUGUCACCGGGAACACUCCAGUAUGCAGCAUGGCUAAUGGGCCGCCGAGCAAGUGAUCUCUGGUCUUUGAAUUCGGAUUGCCAGUCGUUUUGGAAAUACUCUGCUCCCAGUAUGAUGUCACUCCGGCAACGGCACAUUGACCCACAGCUGGCCAUGGGUUCACAGAGGUUGGUAGACAGUUGUGUCGCACAUGGUAGGCAGGAAGGGGAGGGUAGCUUGUACUCAUCCAGGUCUAGGACAGCGAUACGCCAGGCGCGCAGCCAUUCUUUUGGGCAGUUUGACGCUCUGGGACUGCCUCCUCUUUCCUCAGCAGUGUCUCAUCCUGCUAUCUACUUCGCUGCCUCAUCCCACACUCCUCACUCCUCUUCUGUCGCUACUGCCCCUCAUGCAUCCCACUAUCACUCUUCACAUUUCCAGCCCAUGGACACCAUCCCAGACCUCCCUUAUGAUGCCAGCCCAGAGUGCCGCCUCCGUUCCGGAAGCUAUGGGGACCUAAAUCGAUCGGACUCUGAUUCUUCCUUGGUUAUAUCCCAGACUGGAGAGCAGCUACGCCUGUCCUACAGUUCCAAAGGCUUCCCUGUGAGGCCCACUUCACUCCUGCAUGGCCCCAUUUCACGCUCUGAAGAGGGGGCCCACUCCCACGCACACAACGGAGGCAACAGAGUUCACGAUGGGGGCGCAUCUCCAGAUGGAGUUCCUGAUAGUCCUAUAUUAAUGAAGAAGGUGUAUACCAUAGAGAAAUCUGCCAGUAUGAGCGAGAUCCACGGCUCCCAGGCAGGGAUGUCCAUGUCAGAAUCCUCACGCUCCUUAAGCCCAAACUCCACUGAGCCUGAUACGCCAUCCCCCAUUGGACUGACUGGGGGCAAGGCUGGAAACCGCAUACCCCAGAUCUCCUCAAAAAAGAGCCCCCUGGAGGAGGACAGUGGCUCCACAGGUGAAGACACUGACUCUGUUGCCAGUCGCAAGAAACAUACCUUCAAGAUCUUCAAAAAACAGAAGAAAUAAGACAACUGGACAACAGUUUUGUUUUUCCCUUACUUUUCUUUGUCGUAUUGUUGAUAAAUGUUUUUGAUUUAUUUUUUUCCCCAAGUUAUGGCACAACCAAAUCCUUUCCAAGGUCUUUAUAGAAAUGUUUGCCUUUUCAGAGGAACACUUAGGAACAAGCAUGGUUUUGGGGUAGGAUGGGAACAAUAUACCAGUGGGAAAAGGGUGGAACUUUUUUGGGGGGAAUGUAAUGCAUUAUUUAUUCAGCAGGAGACAGUGCCAGACUUUCAAAGAAAUCUUCCCUCUGAUGGACGUUUCUUUCCAUGUAUAAUCUGUAUCAGUUUGCAUGUCUUCGCCUUUGUUUGAUUGAACUUUGAAUGCACCUAGAUGUUUGCUUGUUUCUUGUUCCCCCUUGCUUACAACACGAAAUAGCCUGGUUCUUUUGUUUCUGUUAGCACACUCUAAUGUCUUUCAAGAUCAAAGUAAUUGUCAGCGAAACGUUUAAUGGUAUUCUUGGAUAAGUGUUUGUCGAUUGGUCAGAGAAACCGUAAAAGGGCUGAACUAUCAGUGUGAAACUCCCCUCAAUUAUGUUGCACUAUCUCUUAAUGUUGAUGCAUCGGUUUUGUAAAGAACAUUUAGAAUAUGCUGGAAUACGCACUAAAACGUUUACACAAACCAUGACAAUGAACGUAUCUUCAAGGAUUCAGGGAUUUCUAGUAUGUUGGAGAAUUACACGAUUAGAACAUUUGAUCAUUGUUGAUCAUUCCAAAUCAUUUAGAAAAUGCAAGAUGGUUCAUGAAUAUGCGCAUUAAUGUUUUUUUGAGCAUUUACUCUUAAACAUGCCCCUGUUGACUUUAAUGACAUCAUCCAAAAUCCAAGUUCCCAAAAACAGUGAAUUAACACUACACUUUGUUCAAAUUAUAGAGUAAUUACAGUUUCAGCAGAUCUUUUAUUCAAAGUGCCAGACUAAAACCACCAUCCAGAAAAUGUAUACACACUAAAGGUUUUGUUAGAUCACUGAUCUGAGAUCUCAUCUUAAAUAGGUUUACUGUAAAGAUGCAGAUUUUCCUAAUCAUGGUGGAAGGGUGGGUCUACAUCUGGCAUUUUUGAAAGAGAGCUUGGAUGUAUUUUGUUAAGUCUCAGAAUUUUUUUUGGACACACAAUUUGUCGAAUCCUUGAUUUCAGGUGCUCUUUUAUGUCACUUUAAAGCUAGACCAUACGCAAUUGCUGUUAUAAUUGAGUGACUUGCCUUUAAAUGUUCAGAAGUUCAGGCAGACGGAUUUUACCACUGUGCAUUUUUUAAGGAAGUGGAGGCCAGUCUCUGUUCUUCUUGUGGUUUACAUGGUCUUUUUUUUUUAAUCCCAGUGUACUAAAAAUUUCAAGCACACUUUCUGAAAAGAGAGGGGGGUUAAGAAUCAAAAGGCUUCGUGAGGGAUGUCACUAUGCAUUUUAUUUAAUUUUUUUUUACCCACCGGCUUUAAAGGUCCUACGUAUCCAUGAACCUGGAGGCAAACCAAAGCAGUGCUGCACGAAACAUGUCAUUUCUUUUGUGAAAGAUGGUACAAGACCACAUCCAAAUGUGUAUCAACCAAUCAGUCUUUAACAGAUAUACAACUGUGCAGAUUGUUUUUUCUUUUGCACGAAGAAGCUCUUUUGUCAGUGAGUAUGUCAGUGUGUGCGCAUCAGUCCGGUCCAGUAAACUGCACUUUGCCGUGUUGAUGCAUGUUCUCAACACCAGUUCUCAAACAUGGACAGGGGAGAGACAGGAGCUGUUUUAGACUCUGUUGCCCUUAAUAUAUUUCUUCUCACUUCUCUGUUUGAGCUAUUUAUGCCUAUACUGUACAUAAAGAGGUGAAGAAACAAAGUAAAUUUAUCACUUUGCAUCUUCUGUAAUGUUCAAAACUGUAGUCUUCAAAUUUUAUGGCACUCCUGCAUGAAAGCAAUAAAUAAAAAAUAAAAAAUUAAA
Messenger RNA from Carassius auratus (goldfish), 4666 nucleotides. Its product is annotated as stromal interaction molecule 1-like. Gene Ontology annotation, cellular component: plasma membrane; endoplasmic reticulum. Gene Ontology annotation, molecular function: calcium channel regulator activity; protein binding; calcium ion binding. The record is from RefSeq and is a predicted model, not a curated record. Lineage: Eukaryota; Metazoa; Chordata; Actinopteri; Cypriniformes; Cyprinidae. The transcript has 14 exons. Bases 289 to 2721 code for a protein of 810 amino acids. Gene Ontology annotation, biological process: intracellular calcium ion homeostasis; store-operated calcium entry; activation of store-operated calcium channel activity.